Messenger RNA from Phalacrocorax carbo (great cormorant), 1230 nucleotides. NCBI's taxonomy places the organism in Eukaryota, Metazoa, Chordata, Aves, Suliformes, Phalacrocoracidae. The record is from RefSeq and is a predicted model, not a curated record.
UGCCGGGCCGCCCCCGCCCCCGCCCCGGCCCCGGCCCCGGCCCCGCCGCCCCCCGCCGCCGCCGCCGCCGGCGGAGCCAUGCGCCCCGCGCCGCUGCUCGGGCUCCUGCUCUGGGCGCCGCUGCUCUGGGCGCCGCCGCCGCCGGUGCGCGGCCUCCGCCACGGCGUCCACUGGAACGGCAGCAACCCCAGGUUCCUGCGGGACGACUACACCAUCCAGGUGGCCAUCAAUGACUACCUGGACAUCUACUGCCCGCACUACGAGGGGGCCGUGCCCGCCGGCCGGGCAGAGACCUUCACGCUCUUCAUGGUGGACCGGGAGGGCUACCGCGGCUGCUACGAGACCCCCGGUGCCUUCAAGCGCUGGGAGUGCAACCGGCCCCAGGCACCCUUCGGGCCCGUCCGCUUCUCGGAGAAGAUCCAGCGCUUCACUCCCUUCUCGCUCGGCUUCGAGUUCCAGCCAGGGGAGACCUAUUACUACAUCUCCGUCCCUAGCCCUGAGAGCGCCGGGCGCUGCUUGAAGCUGCGUGUCUCCGUCUGCUGCAGAAGCACCACGCCGGAGCCCGUGACGGAGGUUCCCAAUUCGCAGCCUCGUGGGCGCGGGGGGCCAGAAGAUGUGGUGCCUGCCCAGGGCAUCGCAGCCCCGCUGCAGCCCCGCUCCCAGUGCCUGGCGCUUAUGCUCGUCACCCUGCUCUGGAUCUGACACUCGGCGCUGCCCACGGCGGGGAAAUGGGCUCCUCUGCCCUACUGCCCGCUUCCAGACUCUUCCUCCGCCACCAUCCCCCUGUCCCCCACCCAAGCCCAUGGGGCAGCCCCGGGCCACAACUCACCCGCCGGACCCCUACGGAGCCAAACCGGGGCCAGGAGCUCCAGGCUGGAAGGGACCUCACUUCACCAUAGCAGCCCCACCAGCCACCCUGCCCUGGUGCUGGGCUCCCACAGCUCGGCGGAUGCCUGCUCUGCCCCAGGGCCGUCGCCUCGUCGUGUGCCUUCCCCUGUGGACCCUCUGCCAUGGGGGACUGGGAACCCCUAGGCCCUGGAGUGGGGUGGCAGCUCCUCCGGGCGCCGGAUGGAGGCAGGCGCCCGGCCCCUCCACUGCCUUGUCCUCCGGCGAGGACACACCGAUCUGUCUUCUGGGAAGACGCCCUCCUCCAUGCCGUCACCGGCCCCUACGGUUUGGUUUUAACCCCUGGUAGUGACUGAGCCGAGCAAUACAGUGUUUGCAAGAUCA